This is a messenger RNA of Phoenix dactylifera (date palm), 2568 nucleotides long. The record is from RefSeq and is a predicted model, not a curated record. NCBI's taxonomy places the organism in Eukaryota, Viridiplantae, Streptophyta, Magnoliopsida, Arecales, Arecaceae.
UUCUCCUCCCAACGGAACGCUGCGCGUAAAACUCGAAGCUAAUUCCUUUACUCGGCUUCGCCCCGAGUGGCGAGUCGAGAGAUGGAAGAGACGAGAGAAAUCCUAAGCCGCACCGCUCUCUCCCUCCCUUCUCCCCACGUUGUCCUUGACCUUCUCUCCGUAGGGGUAUGUCCGCGUUGCAUCUUUCGGUUGUUUGGGGUUCAUGGGCAAGCUUAUUGUUGUUCAGCAAUUACAGCUUCAGUGCUGCAAUCUUUUCUUGAAGAGCAGAAGAGUUGUGAUAAUGGUACUGUAGAAAAUAGGCUUGUUUCAGAUGGACUUGUCCGAUGUUCGUAUACUUCACAAGAGUCAGAAGACGACCAUGCAUACUGUUGUAUCUGUUUAGGUGUAUUACAACUUGCCUGUCAGCAAGAUCGGAAAAUGUUGACAACUAGUAAGGAGGGUUCCAUCGAUGACUUCACGGCAACUAUUGCUGAAUUAGUGAAGAGAGAGAAUCAUCACAUAGAUGGUUUUUCUAUUGAAGUCUCGAUACCACCUGUUAUAGUGGCUAACGAACGUGCUGUCUGGAUGUACAUGAAAAAGAAAUAUAACUGUGAAGAUUGGUUCAAGGAUAAGAUUCCUUCUCAGCACAUCUCUGUGAAGGAUGCCUUGAGAUUAUCAAUAAACACAUCCCUUGAAAACCACUUGGGUGUCAAAUCUGGUGUUGAUUUAUUUCGUAUUCGGUUGAAUUAUUCUCAUCUGGAUGCUUCAAGAAUGCUUCAAAGCUCUUUAGCAAAUAAUCAUACUUGCAAGAGACAAAAAACAGAUAAAAAGGACAACAGGGAUAGUCUUGAUGACUCGCACAAAAGUAAUUUAAAAAAUUCUAAUGAGCACCUUUGCAGUGAAUCUGAUUCGGUCAUUCUUAGAACUCUUGAAAGCAUGCUGGACCAUGCCUUCUGCGAACAUUUUGUAAUACCACCAGAGAAGGCCUUAAAACCAUGCCUGCUGACGACUACUUGCUAUAGAAUGCCUAUAUAUAUUGGUGGUAGAUACUUGAAGUUCUCACGAAGGGUGAGCCAGUCGUGCUGGAUAAUUGAUGAUGAGAGAAUGGGUGAAGCAUCCGUUGAGGAGAUAGUUGGGAGCAAUGCUCUUCUUGUCUGUAAAGGUGACAACUACAAAUUUCAUGCUGCUGGCCGAGAAGAUAUUGAUGUAAGGAUGCUAGGAUCUGGUCGCCCUUUCCUAGUUGAAGUUUCAAAUGCACACUGCAUGCCUUCUAUGAUUGAUGUUCAACUAAUUGCGGAAAAGAUAAACAACUCAGACAAAAAAUACGUCAGAGUGCGAAACCUUAAGCUGGUCAAUAACCAAGCAUGGACUCUAAUGCGUGAAGGCGAGGCAGAAAAACAGAAGCAAUAUGCUGCUCUUGUAUGGACUUCUCGUGCACUGACUGAGGAGGACUUGCAUAGCAUAUCAUCUAGAAAGGACUUGGAUAUUAUACAAAGAACCCCGAUAAGGGUGCUUCACCGCCGAAGCCCAUUGGAGAGGAAGAAAAUCAUACAUUGGAUGAACAUUGAGAGAAUUGCUGGUAGCUGCCAAUAUUUUCUAUUGCAUCUUUGUACCCAGGCUGGAACAUAUAUAAAAGAAUUUGUGCAUGGAGAUCUUGGACGCACUCAUCCUAGUAUAUGGAGGUUCUACAGAUAUCUCAAGCUGACCCAAACCCCCAAACCCUCUGUGAAACAAGAAAGGGGUCUGCUGUGAAACAUUAAAGAAUUCUGAGACAAGGUACUUGUUAGAUCGAAUAGAAUGAUUCUGCGUAUCCAGAAUAAUACAAACCCAACCCAUUUCAUGAAGAAAAUGCGACCAAUUAACCAACCAAGAAAAAUAAUGGUUACAAAUAACACCCUGUUGUUGCCUCUGUUACCAGGUAGAAAGAUCUGCAUUUUUGGUCAGACAGUCUAAUUCCAUGCAACUAGAAUGCAACUCUUUGAGAUCCCAUUAGUAUUGGAAUUUGGAAAGAAUCCUGAGAGACGAAAAAAGGUAAAUGUUUUCUGUAGGAAGCUGCAUUAUUGAAGAGCCAAAUUGGAACAGUCUCCAUCAUGCCAAUGUUUAUUUAGAAUUUUUAUAUGUGGGCUUUACUAUAUUUAGUGACUAGACUAUGAAGAUAUGAAACUUAAAGAAGCAAAGGAAGGGAAAAGCAACAGAUGGAUGAGAACUUUCGGAUCUAGUCGCGAUUGGGUAACUGAGUCUGCAUAUAAAGAGCACUAAACUACAUACUACUGCUACUAAUUGUGACAAUUCGAAGGAUGCUGCUUGUGAAACCUUGUGAUUGUGGAAACAGAGUGGCAUUUGCUUGAUUCUGUAGAUUUCCAGUGAGUCUGAGCAUGCAUAGAUCUGCAAAAAUUGCAGAUUUACAUGCAUUUAUUUAGUGUAGAGAUAGGUAAAUGUUUCGAGGUGCCCGUUAUGCGCACAUGAAAAGGUCACUUGACCCGCAAAUGCUGAUUUGGCUAAUUCCAUAAAUUGCACCAAUCAUGUUAUGCCAUACGUUAUUGAAACCCUGUAGCAUUCCUUGUAGAAAUAUAUUCUUUUUUUCAUGUG